This is a messenger RNA of Pelmatolapia mariae (spotted tilapia), 2076 nucleotides long. Its product is annotated as KIAA1328 ortholog. The record is from RefSeq and is a predicted model, not a curated record. NCBI's taxonomy places the organism in Eukaryota, Metazoa, Chordata, Actinopteri, Cichliformes, Cichlidae. The transcript has 12 exons. Bases 71 to 1873 code for a protein of 600 amino acids.
UAAGAGAAAGGCGGGACAUCUAUUCCUUAGCAACGCUUGGCUCCCUGGGAGUGGUGGCGGUUGAUUCAACAUGGCGGCAGCAGCGAAAAGAAGUGGAAAUUCGGGGAUAUUUUGGAUGAAUGGCGUGUCAGAUGAUGAACAGCCUUUGGUGUUUAUUCGUGGGGUGGACGGAGAGGUGAAGACUCAGGCCCCUUUUAACCUGAAACCACUCAGUACCAGUACAUCCAAGAAAAGAGGCCACAAGAUGGGAGUGAAGAGCACUUCUGACUGCAAAAAACAGGCCAAGCAAAGGAGAGAAGUCAAAAACCAAAGUGAUCACUCAGGGGUUUAUACUAAGGAGGACGUGUCUGUUCACCACAAUGCUGCUGUGAUGACACCUCAGACUUUUCUUCCGGUUUCACAGGUCAUUUCUGAAGUCAGCAAAGCAAAGAGUGAGGUCUGUCUGAAAGACCUUUGUCCUGAAGAUAAGCGACGAAUUGCAAAUCUCAUUGAAGAACUGGCUAGAGUGAGUGAGGAGAAAGAAGAGUCGGUGCGGCGUCUGAAAGAUGAACAGGGAAAUUUUGAAUGCAAGAUUCAGCAGCUAGAGCAACAGAACCAAAUCAUAGCACACGAAAGGGAAAGUCUGCAGCAGCAGUACAAAGAGUGCCAGGAGCUGCUUGGGCUCUACCAACAAUACAUUUCUCAGCAACAGGCAAAGCUCAAUCAGUCCAUUGCCCAGCUUAGCCAGCCAUCAAGUCACAGCAAGGUGCACAAUAGUGAGGAACUCCCCAAUAGGACAUCUACAAGCAGAGCUAAUAGCUCACUCUUUGAUGGCUCAUACCUCAGUCACGCUGCUACUGGAGGACCACAAGCUCGAGCAUACAGGAAUGGUUAUGGAAGAAGAGGAGCAGUACGGACAUUUAGGAGCACUGCUUGUCUUUCUUGUGAUGGACCGUUAAGUCCAACUCAUGGGCCAGUCAUACAGCAUAAUUGUCAAAAAAUGGAGUGCAGGGGCCCACACUCAUCCCACAGAUGUGACUGUUGUGAAUGCAGGGAUCAAGGCGCUGUCUGUGGAACACAGCAGCAAAGAAUUCACAGUUCCUCUCAUCUGGGCCACCAUGAUACCUUUAACCAAGAUGAGUGCAAAAGGCUCCAUAGUGGGAAUAUCAUGGACUCUGGGGCCAAGGAAGCUCUGACCAGGCCUCUGCUGGGUCAGGAGGACUGGGAGGAGAAGAGGCACCAGCUGCUGCUGCAGAAGAUGCAGUUAGAGAUGGAGAGAGAGAGGCUGCAUACACGCCUGGCAGAGCAGGAGGAAAGGCUCCAGAGACAGAAUCAGCAACUACAGCAGUCACAUCUUGAUUACAAAAGGUUUCAACCAGCUACUCAAGCUGAGCUCAGCACCUCUAAUACUAGGAGUGAUGUUACAGAAGUGCAGAAUCCUUCGCACCAAGAUAUACCCUCCAGUGUGUGUGAUGAUGCAGGAGUACAUCCUGGAGGACAGAGCUUGCAUGAAAAACAUCCAGAAACUGUACCUAAUCCUCUGAACAAUGGCAGUGAAUAUUUAAAACGGCCCACAAAGGACAUGGCCACAUCUCCUGCUGAAUCACCUGCAAGCCUGAGGAAGCACACAUCAGUAUCUGCAAUCCAAAAGACUCCAGACACCAGGUUGGACUUUUCUCUGGUUGAGUUAUUGGAUAUCUUUAGUCCUGUUUCUGCACCUGAGCAAUGCAAGACAACCACUCAAAGAGCCAGAGCAUUGCAACACAGACCGGCUCAUACUGCCCCCAAAUCAGUGAGCCGAACCAUGCUUACCCCUGGUGGACCUCGUCCUCAGAGCACUCAGCAAGACCUGGAAGAAAGCAAAAUACUAGAAGAUAUUUUCUUCAUUUGCUGACGAAAAAAAUGAGGAGCAUGAAAAAGAUUCAGUCACUGGAUAUUUACCAGCUGUGUCCAUUUUUUUUUUUUUUUAAAUAAAUGUUUUUCAUUUAACUUUUUAUUGGCUUUCUAAAAUCAGAAUCAAUGUGACACGGUGUGCAUAGAUUGUGAUAUUGGUAGAAUUUUUUUUAAAUACUAUUAAAUGUUUAUUUUUCAAGCCUC